GCGAGAAACAAUGUUGUGCAAAUAUAAGGACAAAAUCCAUCUCUUUAUGUUCAUGGUGCUGGUCCUUCAGCUGUUAUCCAGGACUGCAGCGCAGUCGUGUGCCAGGAGCUGUGGAGAGAAGUUUAACACAUGCUCCUGUCAUGCAACAUGUGAAUCUCUGAGGGACUGCUGUGCUGAUUAUAAACAGUUUUGCCUUGACAUUGAACCACACUCUGGAUCUUUGCUGGGAGGCACAGCCUUUAAAAUCCUCAAUGCUACAUUUGAGCAGAACAUUAACCUCACUUGCAGGUUUGACUCAGAGAUUCUGACGGAGGGCUAUGUGGAUGAGAGCGGAGUGGGUCACUGUAUCACUCCUCUGCUCUACGAGUUGGGCUGGAUCUCUUUUGAGGUGUCCACAGAUGGAGUCAGCUUCGACAGAUCAGGGCGGUGGCUCUCAGUCCACCACAGUAAGCUGGGUCCUGAUUACAAGAUCAUUCUGGUCAAUGACAAACAGUGGCAGUACUACGGCACUCCUGACGUCAGCGGGGAUCUAGAGAUGAUCUGGAUCUCAUCUCUAAUAAAGGCAGAGAGAGUCAACAUCGAGCUGUGGGGUUACAAUGAGACUGGAGAGGAAUAUUCUGCGAACUGGGAGGCGGAGUGGAAGUAUCUGUACACCGUGGGCAGGGAUGUACCCAACAGUGGAGUUUUCAGUUUCACCCCACAGAUCGCCGAAAAACCAUACUUCCUUUGGGACAUAGGGAGCAUACGGGUCAGCCCCAGCACUAAACCAGACGGAGCCCAGAAUGUUAACGCCCUGUGGAGUGAAGCGCAUGCGAUCGCCUGGCAUCUUGAGGAGGCCUUCAGGACGGACUCUGCAGGCUGGGCCCUGGAGAAGUGCAUCAAUUGGGAUAAAGAAGAGAAAGCAAUGCCCAACUUCCUGACUGAGAUCACCGAUUGCCCCUGCACAUUGGCCCAGGCCCGUGCUGACACCGGAAGAUUUCAUACCGAUUAUGGCUGUGAUAUCGAGGCAGGUAGUUUCUGUGUUUACCAUCCAGGUGCGGUUCACUGCGUCAGAGCCAUUCAGGGCAGUCCCGAGUAUGGUGCGGGUCAGCAGUGUUGUUAUGACAGCACUGGAGCUCAGGUGCUCACGGGAGACUCUAUCGGUGGCAGCACCCCAGAUCGAGGGCACGACUGGGGCGAGCCUCCGUACAAGAAACCACCCAGAGUCCCAGGGUUCUCUCACUGGAAGUAUGAUGUAAUCAGCUUCUACUACUGCUGCCUGUGGUCAGACAACUGCAGAUACUACUUCACUCACCGCCCGUCCAGCGACUGCAGAACAUAUCGUCCUCCUAGAGUCGCUGCUGUACUUGGUGACCCCCACUUUGUGACAUUCGAUGGUGUGACUUUCACCUUCAACGGGAAAGGAGAGUACGUUCUGGUUUCCUCCUCAGACCAUGAGCUGUCUGUGCAAGGCAGGACUGAACCCAUGAGAUUUGAGAACGGUACUGUUGCUAUGGCGACACGACUCAGUUCGGUGGCCAUGCGGGAGAACGCCUCUGAUGUCAUCGAGGUGCGUCUCGGAGACCGAGUAGAUGAGCUGCAGGUCUUAAUGAACCAACAGGUGCUUUCCUUCUCUGAGCAAAACUGGAUCGACCUUUCGGGUGUUUUUGUUUUUUCCUCUAAAGCCACUAAUGUGACUGUGAUGUUUCCGUCGGGGACGGGGUUAGAGGUCAGGGCAGGUGAAGGGGUCAUGACCUUUACCGUUUUACUGCCACAUGACUUACAGAACCACACGCUAGGGCUGCUCGGCACAAUGAAUGACGACCCUGAAGAUGAUCUGACCUCGAGUAAUGGAGUGAUCAUCCCUCUCAACAGCAGUGCACUGGACAUAUUCACCUAUUGUGCUGGCUGUGAGUAA
Sinocyclocheilus grahami is the source of this 1897-nucleotide messenger RNA. RefSeq names its product sushi domain-containing protein 2-like. NCBI's taxonomy places the organism in Eukaryota, Metazoa, Chordata, Actinopteri, Cypriniformes, Cyprinidae. The record is from RefSeq and is a predicted model, not a curated record. The transcript is spliced from 11 exons. The coding region runs from base 11 to 1897 and encodes 628 amino acids.